GCGUCUCCCCUUUUUUGCUUUCCAUCGCCCGGUUCUCUCUUCUUCUCUCGCUCAAUUGCGCCUGCGCGUUGCUUCAUCUCCAGCGUCCAGCGUCUCUUCCAGAUCAGAUCAGAUCAGACCAUCCCUCCUUGCUGGCUCUCCACCAGCAUCACCACCUUUAACCGCCACUCCAACACGCUGAAUCGUUUGCUUUGACCCGGAUCCGUCGCCAUCUGGUACGACGAGAAGCAGCUGACUGUCGUUGCGGCUCUCUUGCUUGGUUCUUUGCGAAUCCCGAUCCUCUUGUUCAACUUUGCCGCGUUUCGCAUUCCCCGCCACUUCGGCCUCGACUCGAUCCGCUCAACGCAACAAAGCAAAACCCCCUUAAUCGAGGCUAUACCACUUGCUCAAAAUGCCUGCUCCUAGCAAUCGCAAUUACGAUUUCCUGAUCAAGCUUCUGCUGAUUGGCGACUCUGGUGUUGGAAAGUCAUGCUGUCUGCUGCGGUUCAGUGAAGACUCCUUCACACCGUCCUUCAUCACCACCAUUGGCAUCGACUUCAAGAUCAGGACCAUUGAGCUGGACGGCAAGCGGGUCAAGCUGCAGAUCUGGGAUACCGCCGGCCAGGAGCGAUUCCGAACCAUCACCACUGCCUACUACCGCGGUGCCAUGGGCAUCCUGCUCGUCUACGAUGUCACUGACGAGCGAUCAUUUGCCAACAUCCGCACUUGGUUCCAAAACGUAGAGCAGCACGCCACCGAGGGCGUCAACAAGAUCUUAAUCGGCAACAAGUGCGACUGGGAAGACAAGCGAGUCGUGUCCACCGAGCAGGGUCAGGCGCUGGCCGACGAGCUCGGCAUCCCCUUCCUCGAAGUCUCGGCCAAGAGCAACAUCAACAUCGACCAGGCCUUCUACAGCCUGGCUGCCGACAUCAAGAAGCGCCUCAUCGACAACCAAAAGACCGACGCUGGCGUCUCAUCAGGCGUCAAGGUCGGAGAGCAGAGCGACAACGGCGGCAGCAAGUGCUGCUAAAAAGAAAACAAGAACAACACAGACCAAAAGAAAAAAUAAUAAUUAAAAAAAAAGAGUUAAAAUUAGGAGGGUUGACGAGUCAUGCGCAGCAAGCACAGACAUACCAGGCAUAACGUUGAUUUGGAGAAGUGUAUUUGACGUAUGAUAUAAUGGAGACGGCAGAGCAACGCGAUCAAGAUAUACGAGCUGUUAUGAGGCCUGCAGUUCAUUUUUUCUUUGCCGACUGCAAGCCAGUAAUGACAUUUCGGACAUGAGGGUCAUGAGAGUUUCCUUGUUUUUUUGUUUCUUUUAUUAAUUUAUUCUAAAACUCCCAAUGCCACUCGGCGCAGUUUGAAAAAUCCUCCCUGCAGACCUAACCCCCCCAACUUUAGAAAGAACAAUAAUGGUUUCGGAGUUUUUGCGGUUCUCUUUUUGCUUCCUCCCCUUUACCCUUGCUUGCCUUCUUCUCUUUGUGUUUUUUUCUCUUCUACUUUUGCUUCGUUAUUCUUGUUUUCUUCAUUUAUUUGGGUUUUAAUAUACAAAAAAAACUAUUACUGCUACUGUGCCAUGAUCCUUUCUUUUUUUUUUUUUUCUUAUUUCAUGUAACGGCCAAGCCGUGCUGUUGUAUUUCGCUUUGGAGUCUGGCAUAACACGGUAAAAGAUAUAAAGAGCGAAUGAGACGGACGGACAGAGAGCGGCAAGUGUCACAAUAGAGAGGGGGGGAGUUGGAAGAAGGAGGAAGAAGGCGAGGAAGUGGAAGAAGGACAGAACAGAGUUAUAACGAGAGAAAACAACUGUAUGUGGUUUUGUAAACGUUGAGCUAUGCUCAAGAAGAAGUAUGAACGAAUAAAGCGUGUAAUGCAAUAAUAAAAUCCAUUAAUAAAGUCCAUUAGGAUGAUGUGAUGGGAGCUCAGUUGGAGAUACCAAGGCAGGUAGCUAAGCUACCAGUUUAUUAUUGAUGCAUACACUACAUAUCUAGCUGGUUGCGGCCGCAGCGUCGUCAGCACUCUGUUGUUCCAGCUCUGCUGAAAGCGCCGUGCCUCUGCCUCGUCGGUGCAUGCAAGCACGAACCGGCCUUUGAGCUUCUCUUCCGUCUCGCGAUCGUUGAACUUGAACGAUGGGCCCUGCUGCUGCUGGUUCGGCGCUGCUUGACCAUCCUCAUCCUUGGCCUCGCCUUGAUCAACAUCCCUUGUCCUCGAGCCCCUUGUUCUUGUUGGGGCUUGCUGCAGACUGCUAUUCAUCCUGAGAUGCUGGGGAGCAGACACCGGCCACCUCAGGCCUCUGCUUUCGCCAUCUCGCCGAAUGAACUGAUUCAGCUCCCCGGCACUCAGAGUAGGCGGGUAGACCUCCAGCAUCAAUACGUGCGGCAGUUCGCCGAAUCCGAGGUUCUCGACCAUGCUGGCCAGACGCUUCGCCCAUGGUCGUGCAAGCGUCACUUUUCUGCGCUGGACCGAAAGCGUGUCCUGAGAACCGGGUGCGAGGGUGAAGGAGUUGGCCAAAUCAACUACGCUCUCUGUGCUGGGUGGCGAGUCAGAAGGAGCAACCGCAUCACCGAUAGUUUCAGUAACUGCUGCUACUUUUGUUGUUCCCAUCGUUGUGGUUGUUGCUGCUGCUGCUGCUAGAGGGGAAGUGAGAGACACUUUGAGAGCCGCAGGGACGCUGCUCUCCCAGAGGCCACUUGCAGACCGCAGCUUGAAGCCGUUGAGUUUAUGCAGCCGGACGAGCCUAUCGCGGUACGAGGCCGCGGCUUGGGCCGUGCUAAAGGUAAGCAGGUAGCGGCCAAGCGGUUCGAAGGAAUCCAGAUUGCGUUGCAUCUGGACUAUGGAUGGAAAGAUUUUGUGGUUAGCUAAAAUCAAAAUCAAAAUCAAAAAUCAAAAAUCAAAAAUCAAAAGAAGCCCUUGCAAGUACCUUUCUUGAUCACGCUCUGCCAGUCGGACAAAUCGUUGGGCGCAAUGCGGUAAAAGUCGGCUGCGUUGAGGUUGCACGACAGCCCGUCAAUGACGAGCAUCACCAGCGACGACUCCUUUGUGCCCUGCGGAUUC
Molecule: messenger RNA, 3030 nt
Organism: Trichoderma atroviride IMI 206040
Lineage: Eukaryota; Fungi; Ascomycota; Sordariomycetes; Hypocreales; Hypocreaceae
Biological process (GO): protein localization to plasma membrane; protein secretion; regulation of exocytosis
Cellular component (GO): plasma membrane; endosome
Molecular function (GO): GTPase activity; GTP binding
Source: RefSeq, a predicted model, not a curated record